CAUGCUGAGCUUAUCAGCGACGAGGCUGAGCGACACUGCUCUGCUAUAUAUUCGCUAUGUGCACCGACACUGACAUGGCCCGACACCCACUCUGCAUCACGACCUCAGCAGAGAAGAUCGUCCGAAGAAACUGCGCACGUCUUUGUGCCUAGCUCGGUCAUUUGUUCAUGUUAUGACAAGCCGCAAGUCUUGCCUGUCGACUUACAUCUCAUACAUGUUUCUCCAUCAAAUCGGCAAAGGCAUCAUUUUUGAGAAUUUCUGCUCCUCCUUGCUUCUCUGAGAAGGAGGGCAGGUUUGACGCAAGAAAAUGAGCAAAAGCAGAGCCCCUAGCACCAACAAAUCAUCAUGGGGUCGCCAUCAGUCCACCAUCGAGCGACUUUACGUGGAAGAGAGGAGGAGUAUCGAUGGACCAGAGGGCGUUAUGUCGUACAUGGAGAGAAACUACGGCUUUCACGCCAACAAAUCUCAAUAUGAGUAUCGGAUUAGCAAAUGGGGAAAGAGGAAAAACAUCAAGAAGCAACAGUGGUGCACAGUUGCUCGAAUCCUGGCGCAACGAAGUGCGGAAGGUAAAGAAACAGAGGUCAGAUUUCAGGGCAACCUCAUCUCACCAGAAAGGGUUGCGCGGGAAUUGGCAAGAUACGCUAAUUCAACAGCCAACCAGAUGUUGCCCGCACGUCCGCCAUCCGAUCAAUAUGUGCAAGAGGCCAAUGUUUGGUCAGGUCACGAAUCUCAAGAACUCGGAGAUGUCACAGUUGCUACACCCUUUGUUCCCACGGAGCCAGAGAUACUUCCUUACGAUUUCACUUUUAUGGACGUCGAAUUAUAUGCCUCUACUCUGCAACAUGAGUGGCCACCUCCAAUCGUAGCUGCAGGGAAUGUGUCGAUGCUUUAUUCAAUGGCCUGGAUGCACCCCAUGUGUUUUCCUGUCAGACUAGAAUAUCAACCAUUCCAUUGGCUGCCAUCGCUGGAUUGGAAGAUGGUGUCACAGCUCUCCUCUCAGUCAGAUCUCAUCAAACCAUCCACGGUCCGUUCAGACAACAUGUUCUAUGCGCCUACAACAGCCCUUGAGAAUUUUUUCGAUGGCAGUCGUGCCAUCGCCGAGUUUAGCCGUGUCAUUGUAACAAUUCUGAACAAUCUCGACAAAGCGAGUGACUUUAACAUCAGCCGAGUACAUGGGUGGCUCGGAUCGCUACCUCUUCCUACUCUGAGAAGAUUCUUCAAAGCACUGUCACCACCAUUGCAAGAUGUACUCAGGCAGCAAGUGUUCAAGGCAGCAAUGGAGCGUGAAGAUGAGAUCACGGUUCAGGCCAUGCUCGAGCUUGGCUACGACGUUCACGAGAAAAUAUUCGUGGGUGCCAUGAGUGUACACGACACUGUUUCGCCUUUGCACAGAGCACUCGAGCUUCGGCAAUUUUCUCUCGCCAAGACAAUCGUUACACACCUCUCGCAGAUUGAGUGUGAACUAGGACUUCAAGACCUGCUUCAGAACAUCGUAAACGGGUCCGACUUGCAACGCUUCGACCUCCCCAGCUUGGGGGCUUUUGGCCGGAAAAAAUGGGCGGACUUGAUGCAAAUACCACUCGCGAAGGGAGCAAACGCCACAGUUGGAUGCUUUCACCUGGCUACUUGUGCUACGCUGGAUCUUCUUUUCUCCAGGGGUAACACGCUUGCACUGCUAGAGGAGGGGCUGGUAAAGUGGGCCCUUGACGAUCUUGACUAUCAUAGAAGAUCGUAUCUAAACCGCUUAAAUUUCGCUAUGCGACGAACUAAGCGUAUUGUUACCUACUUACUGGGUAGUGGCUUCAAGAACGUCGACAAAUCUACACCAGAGCUUCGCGUCGCCCUCUCAGCAGCUAUGGAGCUCGCCCUCGACGUUGACAGACAAGAAUUUUGGGCUGUGGAACUUAUUCACUUAGCUGGGCUUCAACUACAGCCUCCUCUUGCGUCAAAGACAUAUACAGAUACCAUGAAGUUCGCAAUCGACGAAAGUUGUGCUACCGGUGAUUGGAGUCAUGUGCGUCGAAUGAUAGACGAGCCGGGAGAUCCACCAAGCCCUCUGCCACCAGAUACACAUGACGAUCUUUACAGGCGGGUUAUUUCUGCAGACACACGAGUCGGUUUCGAUGCCGCCAUCGCAGAAGAAGGUGACUGGAGACAGUACAGUUCGUCCAUUUUGCAAUAUGUUUGCAACAAAGCACUGAGAUUCGAGCGGGACGAUGUCGUCGUUGCGGUAAUACUGACACGGCCAAGGUUUUCAAGAACAGAAUUUGCGAGUGUGCUACACCAUCUGCUUGCUUACGGCCAAACUUUGGCAGUUGGUAUGCUGAUUACUUUGGAUGAGCAGUUUGCAGGAGCGGUGGGAAAGCCAGGCUAUCAUCGAAAUUUUUCGAUGCUAGAGAAUCUUCUGUAUCGUUCCCACACAGCUUCAGACUAUGACGACCACUUGCCCAGAUUUGGACGACUUGACGCUCCAAGCCGACUUCAACUGGUCUUACGUGCGCUUUCUUACCACGCUAUCCAUACAAAUGAUCGUGAUAUGAUGGAAUGGUUGAUGAAGAACGGACUAGAAACAAACGCACUGCGAUUCCUCGGAUCUAGCACUCCCGAACCUAGACUUUUGAUAGCUAGCAGUAAUUUUUCGGGCGUGCUAGCACAUCCAGCCGACUUUGACGAUUAUACUUUCCCCUCACUCCUCGCCAUU
Boeremia exigua is the source of this 2701-nucleotide messenger RNA. RefSeq lists its product as uncharacterized. Lineage: Eukaryota; Fungi; Ascomycota; Dothideomycetes; Pleosporales; Didymellaceae. The annotation marks the transcript as partial. The transcript has 2 exons. The record is from RefSeq and is a predicted model, not a curated record.